This is a messenger RNA of Diorhabda sublineata, 610 nucleotides long. Its product is annotated as stress-associated endoplasmic reticulum protein 2. The record is from RefSeq and is a predicted model, not a curated record. Gene Ontology annotation, cellular component: endoplasmic reticulum. Lineage: Eukaryota; Metazoa; Arthropoda; Insecta; Coleoptera; Chrysomelidae. Gene Ontology annotation, biological process: endoplasmic reticulum unfolded protein response. The transcript is spliced from 2 exons. Bases 151 to 345 code for a protein of 64 amino acids.
AUAAUACUGUCAUUUAAAAUUGGUGUCGUUGUCAUUAAAUGUUGAUGUUAUUUUCACUCUUGAAUCGGACUCUUAGAGAGAAAGACGUGAAGUUUAAAAACGUCGUUUUCUUUUUGUUCCUUUAAAUUUUGAAGAAAUAUACUAUACAUUAUGGCACCUAAACAAAGAAUGCGUAUUGCAAACGAAAAAGCCAUGAAGAAUGUCACUUUAAGAGGAAAUGUGCCCAAAACAUCUAAACCAAACCAAGAUGGGCCAACUGUGGGACCAUGGCUUUUGGCACUCUUUGUAUUUGUUGUAUGCGGAUCAGCUGUUUUUCAAAUAAUUCAAUCUAUUCGCUUGGCUUAAAAAUAAGUGUAUAUUAACCAAUUUCAUCAUAAAAUUAUCUAAUUGGGGCUUUAAUAUAAUUUUUUUUCAACUUAUUACCAUGCCGUUUUUUUUUAUAAAAAAGUAUGUGUAUAUAUUUGUUGUAAUGUCAUUAGAUUUUACAAAUAUUCAGUUAUAUGCACUUGAAAAUUUAAUUGUAAACUUUUUAAACAUUUUACCAUUCCAAUGUCAUCAUUUGCAUUUAUGUAACUGAAUCUAUUUUUUGAAUAUAAUGUAAUUUUUGAAA